Molecule: messenger RNA, 3425 nt
Organism: Xyrauchen texanus (razorback sucker)
Lineage: Eukaryota; Metazoa; Chordata; Actinopteri; Cypriniformes; Catostomidae
Gene: scara5
Product: scavenger receptor class A, member 5 (putative)
Exons: 10
Coding region: 213-1721 (502 amino acids)
Biological process (GO): iron ion transmembrane transport
Cellular component (GO): plasma membrane
Molecular function (GO): ferritin receptor activity
Source: RefSeq, a predicted model, not a curated record
UCAGUGCUGAGGACCCGAGACGAUGGACUGAAGCAAGAAUAUAUUCGCUCUCUACACAGAAGACGGAUGAAGACGUCAUGAAGAUCUCGCGUCUGUGAACUAAUAAAAACGGAAUUAUUGCACCGGUGCCCGUCAGUGACCGCAUCAGUUUGAAGAAGAACCUGCGGCUCUCAGCGUCCACUUGACUCCGCCUGUUUUCCAGUGUGUUGUGGAUGGAACAUAAGGCAAUGUACCAAACCACCACCAAUGAAGAUAGGGAUAACAACUCAUUCUAUGAGGAGGGCUACGAUGGGAUGAAUCUAUCAAAACUCAACCUCUGUGAAGAAGUAGGUUCAGUAAAACACAGGCGAAAGCCAGAUAAUUGCUGUGGUCAGUUGGACUCCUUCACUGCAAUCAAAUAUGCCAUUGUGUCCCUUUAUAUUCUGCUACUGCUCACCGUGUUUGGCCUCUGCAUAGCAGUGUCUAGAUACCAGGCAACCUCAGAGAGGCAGGAAGCUCUGCUGGAGAACAUGACUCGUCUGGGAGAACGCUCUGAGAGCAUGCAGAGAUCUCUCAACCAGCUCCCCUCACAAACUGACCUUCUGGAGAACAUCUGGAAGCUGGAGAGCCUCUUUCAGAAUCACAGUGAUCAGCUGCAGCAGCUCGGGCGACUAACGCAGGGCUUGGAGCGUGAUAUCAAGGAUUUGCAGGCGUUCUCUGAGCACACCACGGACUCCGUGGCUCAGCUUUGGGAUCACCUGGUCAUGAUGAGCCAUUCCAGCCAAAAAAACAGCAGCAGUCUGGGAGAAGAGCUUGCCUUUGCUGCUGUCUCUAUCAGAGCACAGGACGCGAUGUUGAAGACAAUGGUGGCAAAUGUAGAGACCCUACAAGAGCACCUGGAAGAGGUGGGCUGGACCGUACAGACAUUAAACCAUUCACUUAGUGGAGAUGUGAUACUGCACCAGGUGAAGAUCGGUGAACUACAGGAGAAGAUUGGAAAUGUAUCACAUGAAGCCACAAGCAUGAAAAUAACACAGAUACACCUUGAAGAACAGAUGAGGAAUGAGAUUGAGAUCCUGAAUGUCAUCACAGCAGAUCUGAGACUGAAGGAAUGGGAACACUCCAUGGCCCUCAAAAACCUAACUGUAUUACAAGGACCACCAGGACCAAAGGGUGAAAAGGGUGAUAUAGGGCCCCUGGGGCCUGCUGGACUUCCUGGUUUGGCAGGAAUUAGAGGCUUCCCAGGGGAAAAGGGCAUUCAGGGUCAUCGGGGACUGGCAGGGCCAGGUGGUCAGGAUGGACACAAUGGAGAAAAAGGAGACAUCGGGCCUGAGGGACCAAAAGGUGAGCGAGGAGAAAGAGGACAGAAAGGACAGAAAGGAGAGAAGGGAGAGCAUGGAGACAAAGGAGUUAAAACAGUUGAGGAAGUUCUGGUAAGGCUGGUGAACGGCUCCGGACUUCAUGAGGGUAGAGUGGAGGUGUUCCACGAGCGUCGGUGGGGGACUGUGUGUGAUGAUGUAUGGGACAUGAAAGAUGGAGACGUUGUAUGUAGGAUGCUUGGGUACCGAGGUGCCAAAGAAAUUUACAAAACAGCCCGUUUUGGACAUGGCACUGGUCUUAUCUGGAUGGACGAUGUGGCUUGUGUUGGCACUGAGGACACUAUUCACCAGUGUAAGUUUUCAGGCUGGGGCAAAACCAACUGUGGUCAUUUGGAGGAUGCAGGGGUGACCUGUAACAUCUAGCCUGUUUGAAGUCUUUAACAUUUUGCAGAAUGGACAAUUAACCUGUAAGAGCUCAGCAGUGUUGAUGAUAUGCUGCGAACUCUGUGGAAGCAGUAUUGUGUCCCUCCAUACAGCAGUAGAUGUAUGAAACUGAUAGUCAGGGUGAGGGAGAGUUUGAAGGCCCUGAUCAGAGUAUCACAGGCUCACAACAUUCCACCAACAAAGAACUACUACACAAUUACUACAGCCAUAACCAUAAAAGGACAUCUAAGGAAAGCGUGUGUUCUCACAAGGAUAGCACCUUGAAAUCAGCUUUAUUUUGAGAACCAAACAAUGAGAAAAUGGCUUAAUAAGCAUUCUAAAUAAUGUAUUAAUGAAAAUAUUUAAAUGCAAAAGGGCUUCUGUGGGGGGUUAGGAGAUAGAAAAUAUAAUUGCCACAGUGGAAAGUCCCUGUCAUUAUAGAAAAACAAACAUGUGUAUGGGUUAUUGAAUGGCUCAUCACUUUUUUUAAAUAGCCAUAAACCAUAAUUAGCUAGUUGAUUGCAGGUGGUAUAAAGGGGAGUGGCAUUUACAUUAGAAAGCAUUUUAGAGGGCACAAAUGUAACAACUGUUCCUAAAUGUAAUAAAGGCCCUAAAUGUAAAAACUUUGGUUCUAAAUCUAUACUAAUGUGUCAGAAGGCUGUUUGGUAUAUUUAAGGUAGUUUAAUUUUGUGUUUGCAUUUAUUAGUAUAUAUACAUAAAAGAUGUUUAUGCACUCAUUUUUGAUAGCUGAUGAUUUAAUAUAAUGAUGUUGUUAUAGCUGAUGAAGAUAAAACGGUACUGUUUCUUUACUUUAUGCACAGUUGUGUAUGGUUUAAUGGCCAUAAGUUUAUUAUCACAUAUAUCCUUAUCCAUAUUAUUUGGGUAUAUAUAUAUAUAUAUUAAACAAAUCUUAAUUUGUUCACAUUUACUAAGUACACUUAUGAAAUCUAGCAGCAUUAUGUAGUCACUCUUUAAAAAAAAUGGCCUGUAGGAACUUUACACAUUAUACAACUAACUGAUAAAUGGUUCAUUGGUGUAAAAUGUAAGAAUUAUUACAGUUAGGGCCUUUAUUACAUUUGUGCCCUCAACAACAUUUGACUGAACAAAAAUCUGUGUAUUGCAACAUGUGUCAAUAUCUUUGGUCAAUUUUCCUGGAAGAGCAAUGGUGUUCAUUUUUAAAUGUGCAUAACUGCUAAAAGUUCAUUUUGUCUACAUGAACUAAAAUCUACAAAUUUCCAAUUUAAUUUGGGCCUUUAAAGCUCUAAGCUGCUGCUUGAACUGUUUGUAUUUGAUUUGUCAAAGAUAUUUUUAAUAUUUUAAAUGAGUUGAAGUUUGUAUUGUGUAUAGACAGAUGCAUUUACAAUAGAUUUCCAAAGACAUUUAUGGACACAUUUUUAUAACUCCCAGUAUAUUUUUAUAAUGUUUAACUCAAUAACAAUUUGAAAGGCAUGUGGCUCUGCAAAUUUGCUUUUAAACUAUAACAUUGACCAUAAUGAGUUGUUAUGGCAGGGUUAGCAUUGAUAUACAGUACCUCAGUCAAUGAAGGUCAGUCUGUGGAACAACAACAGUCUUGAAGUGGUUCAGUAUCUGUUGUUCAGUGCCUUUAUUAUUACACUAAAAUAUUAGUGUUGAUUAAUCUUUAUUGUACAACAAUAUGCCAAACAAAUAAAUAAAUGUAUGUGCUUAAUAAUAAUAAAAAAACUG